AUGAUAUCCUCGCCACCAAUAUUCGAUGAAUCCCUCGGCUCUAAAGUUUUCAACAAUCCUCAUCUCCUUGAAGCCAUUGUUAGUUUUUUAAUCCCGAAUUGCGAGAAUAAUUUGACCACUCGAUUAAUCAAUAAGUCAUUCAAUUCCAUGUUCCUUCAAUUAAUAAGAAGAAGUCAUCGGAAAAUGAAAAUUGAAUUUAUUGGCAACACAGAGCUUGUUGAGGGAUGUGAAAAAGAUUGGAUAUUCAUUAAUUAUCGGAAAAUCAAAAAGUCGUUAAUUCCUGGAUAUUUCAGAUUUCUUAACAAGGUUGUCGGUGUGAAAGUAGAAGAAAUCAUUACAAAGAAUCUGUGGAUGACGAAAUAUACGUUUUUCACACAUCUUCAUGACGUUAUUCAUUCCCUAUUGAUUGGCAGCAAUCGUGGAAGUGUUCGAAAAUUGAUAGGACUGGAGGAAAUAUGUAUAUUUGAUGGAUGUCAGGACUGUGCAAAUAUUUCACGAAAAUGUGUCGAAUAUGGCCCAUUAAACUUCAAAGUUUUACAAGCUAUCAAACAUCCAAUUCAUUAUAAAAGGUUGUAUGUUUCUGAUGGAUUACUUGAAACUAUUGCCAACUACUGUACUCGAAGAUCCACAAACAAAGAAGGAUGCUUUAAUGUAUUGGAUGAAACUAUUCUGCCCUCUAUUUCAUGUGAAACACUAGUUUUAUGGAUAAAUGAAAGAAGAGACUUCUGGGAGAAUGGAGUAUUCAGACGUGGUCGUUUUCCUAUACCACGAGAAGUAUUGGAUGUUAUAAUUAAGAAAUGGAAUGUCAACUCGAUAGAAAUACGAAUGAUUUAUAGAGCAUGUGAGACUAAAUGUAACGGCGAAUGGUUAGGAACGGGAUAUUUCACAAAGUUCAAGUUUAACGAUCCAUAUUUUACAAUUGACAAAUCUGAUAAAAGAAUCGAUAAUAUCUAUGUCAACCUAUCGGUUUCAAGCAUUUGCACGAGAAGUCUAGGAUACAGUGAUGCAGUUCCAUGGGAAGAUACAAAAUUCAAGAAUUUCUUUCCAAUUAUACGACGAUUAUUUCCAACAAGAAAAUUAUCGAUUGUUUGCAGUCACUGGAGAUAUGGUGACUGCGGCAGUUUAGAAGGGUUCAUGAAAAAUGUUUUGAAUGUGAUUCAAUUGGAAAAACAACAGAAAUUCGAAGUCGAUGUUCAAUUUUUCACUGAUAUUUCGAAAUUGAAAUGGGGGGAUUCAGAAGAAAAUGAGGGAUUCGCUGAAACUCCAUCUGAAUACACAGUGACCUGUGAUCGAUUCGAAUGUAUCCUGAAGUCACUUCCCUUUGAUGUUGAACAUGGUCCAGAGAGAUAUGACAUAAUUAAAUGGAUUGGGAGACGAUUUCAAGUGAAGGACAUUGAAAUGGAUUUCACACUGAAUUUGGAUAUUUAUGUAAAACAACAUGAAUUGAGGGAGUUGAACAUUAAUAAGAGAUUAAUAGAGAAACAUCCGAAUAGUUUGAUUGGUUUAUUCAUGUAA
Molecule: messenger RNA, 1515 nt
Organism: Caenorhabditis remanei
Lineage: Eukaryota; Metazoa; Nematoda; Chromadorea; Rhabditida; Rhabditidae
Exons: 5
Coding region: 1-1515 (504 amino acids)
Source: RefSeq, a predicted model, not a curated record